CACAUCCUGCCAGGACAUUCAUCUCACUUGUGAUACCCUCGCCUCCUCGUGUUCGAAGAGGCAGCGCACGAAGGUCACAAAGUCAUCCCUCUCCCAUCGCUCGACUGGACCUUCAAAUCGGCGCCUACGACCGCUCCUGCUCCCGCCAAGAUCUGUGAUUUGGAUCGAUUUGAUCAAAGAUGCCGUACCCUUAUCAUCCGAUGAAGGACAAGAUGGAGAAGCUGGACCAGUUUGGAUUUAAUGCCAUGGCCAAAUUGAAGGAUCAAAAGGCUGCGGGGACCAAAACAAGCAUGAAAGACCGCUUGGACAUGUCCCGCACAGCAGCGGAUAGGAGGUGGGAUCAGACUGCCAAAGCUCGGAAAGAAGAGGAGCAGGAGGAAGCGGGUCAAGCUUCGAACACAUCCGCGACCGCAUCCUCCUCGCGAGGCGCACCUCCUCAUCCCCCAUCUCGCUCCACUGCCUCCUCCACUCUCGCUGGUCCUUCUCCUCUCCCUCCUUCCCGUGCCAACUCGAACAGGCCAACUCCAGCGCUACCGCCCCGAAUGGCCAACGAAGCUGGAACGAAUAAUCCACCACCGGCGUAUGGCAGCGUUGUUCCUCCUCCAGCUCCUCCUUCCAGAAAAGUAUCAACGGGCGGAAAUGCGACAUUUAAGUGGAGUCAGAUCUCGCAAGCGGACAAGCAAGCGUUCUUCGAACUGCUAGAUGAGUUCUUUGCAGAGCUCACAGCGCGCACCUCCUCCGCACCCAUCCCAGGUGCGGUCACCCAGCCUCGUCCGCCGUCUUUCGCUCCCAAACCCUUGAGUGCCAAGCCCCCUUCUUCACCUUCGAUCCGCGUGGCGCCGGUCAAAUCCUCAGCUCCCGUCCCUGCCUCAACAGGCUCUUAUCCACUGCUCACGGCGUCUUCGAAGCCGUAUGACGAAGAAUCUACAGCUCGGACACUGGUCGAUCAAUUCAUGUCAAAGACGGGCCCUGAAUGGACCUUGCCCAACGCCUGGUACGCACAGUCACCCUACGCUCCUUCCUUCGUCGUCUCUCAUCGAGAAUGCACUCGAUCUUCAAGCAUACAAUGGGUGGGCACGGAGCGCACCGUCGUCGGACACGCAGCUUUCCAAGAUCUCAGUGUGCUGUGGUACAGCGUAUCGUGGUCCGAAGGAAUCUUUGGGAAUAGCGGAGCAAAAGUCAAAGUGGCGGUGAGGGAUCCCCCGGCGCCCUUGGAUGCGGCACGACUGUAUAGCGAAAGCCAAAGGUUCGGCGAAGAGGUCGCGCGGUUUGUGGAGACAUGCGAGGGAAGCAGUGUAGGCGAUGGGGAGUGCUGGACAUUGGCCCAACAAGCUCUUGUGCAGCUGAACGCUACUAGCGGCCUGACAGGUCCUUAUGCAGUUUUCGAACCCAUCUCGUACACCCUUGGACAUCUUGUUUACGCUGGAGAGGCGGAUGCAGGAGGCAGGUGGAGAGGUGGAGACUACGCCUUGCGAAGAGGAGACAUCUUGCAGUGGAAAAGCGCUCGAUGUUCCCACGUCCAUUCUCCUGCCGGAUCGUACGUGGAUCUCGGAGCACCAGACCACACAGCCGUGCUGCUUUCCGAUGCAUCCGCUCCGGAGUGGUACCACGCCCUGGCUUCCGCAGCUGAUCCGCACGACGCUCCUCCGAUGGCCCCUCAGCACCUCGGUCAUUUGACAGUCAUGGAACAAUCGGCAAGAAGCGUCUGCAGCCGCACCACUUAUGAUCUGUCGACGCUUUCAAGGGGCAAUUUGCACGUCUUCAGACCCGUCUCGUACGCCGCGCUUGGUGGCAAGCCGGACAAUAGCUUUCCGAGUGAAGGCAAGAAUAUCAAAGUGUUCAAGUAGUGCCUGCUUGACGUAUACUGGGCCAAACCUCUGCUUGUCAUCAUCCCUUUAACACUGUUGGUCCCCCUCCUUCCUGUACUCUGUAUCGCGCAAUGUCACGCCGAGAUGCUCUGAUC
Molecule: messenger RNA, 1963 nt
Organism: Ceraceosorus guamensis
Lineage: Eukaryota; Fungi; Basidiomycota; Exobasidiomycetes; Ceraceosorales; Ceraceosoraceae
Exons: 6
Coding region: 180-1847 (555 amino acids)
Source: RefSeq, a predicted model, not a curated record